AUGGGAACCCGUCGAAUUCGGCGGUCCGAUGGAGAAUACACAUUGUUUUUUCGGAAAGUUAGCCCAUUUUCAAAUCAUCACCCAGCUGAUUUCAUUUGCGACGAAGCGAUAAAUUGUAAAGAGCCGAAAACCUUUUGCUGCUCGGAACAGUACUAUAUGUACAAUAAGGCUUCACUAUUGAUGGAUUCAAAACUGAUGGCAGCGAUUCUAGAAGCAACUUGUCCGAAAACAAUGAAGACAAUGUGUUCUAAAUGGUCGUUGAAAGGAUGGAAGGAUUCGGUAUGGGAUGAGAACAAAGAAGAAGUGAUGAGAAUAGGAUGCUUGGCAAAAUUCCGUGCUUCUCGCCAUCUUCGUUAUGCUCUUUUUCUCACAACUGGUAGCAAACUAGUCGAAUGUAGUCCGUUCGAUAAAAUAUGGGGAAUCGGUUAGUUUCCAACGGAUCGUCUUAUUCUUCCAUCGCCCAUCACAAUGCAAUCAGAAUCUUCAAACUGGAAAUGUUUUGAAAUCAUUGAAAUCAUCUUUGAGCUGAUAUGGUGACGGAAGAAAAGGACGUCUGAAAAUGGCUGAAUUAUUAUAGGAAAAGAUAUGCAAGCCGCACAAUGGGCUCCAUUGAGCUCUGGCAAGAAUCUGCUGGGAAAGAUUUUGGAUGGAAUCCGAGAGGAAUUGUGGGAUGAUUCAAAUUACAAAGAUGAACGAGAAGAAGUGGAGAAACGAAUGGAAACUGAAAGAGAUUAUCUAUUCACUGCUAUAGAGCACAUGGACUUGAUGUACAAAGAAAGAGCAACAAAAAGAGUAUUAUUGUUCGAGGAAGAAUUGUUAACUGAUGAUAGAUCCUACAUCACACCAGAUAUUCAGAGGCUCCUUCCCGACUGGGCUUGGCCGCCGAUCCUCGUGAAAAACGAGCCUAUUCAACCAUCGCUGCCUGUAAUAAUCGAUUUCCCUAGAUCAUCUCCACUUCGAGCAGCUGAAAUAUCACGUAGGAAGAGCACAUCUCAUUCGACAAGCUUGAGUAAAAGGCGGUACCUCAGGAGCAGAUCGAGAAGUCUGUCCAAAAGCCCGGCUCGAAGACGCUCCAGACAUCUUUCCCGAAGUGGAUCCCGUACACCAGCUCAACGGCAUUCCAGAAGAUCCGAAAGUACAUCUCGAAGACGUUCCGGACGGCACUCUAGAAGUCGAUCUAGAAGCCCACCACGAAAACGUCCGGUACGCCGAUCAAGAAGCAGAUCCAGGAGCAGGACACCAAACCGAAAUUGGACAAGAGCACGGAGCAGAACAAGAAGUCAGGCUAAAAGUAGCAGCACUUUAACCUGGCCACUGAGCCCAUCGAGAAGCAGAAGUAACAGUAAUGAAAGGAAUUUGAAAGAGAAGAAAGACCGGAAAAAGAAAAAAUCUGAGAAGAAACGGAAGCAUCAUUCUAAAUCCAGAAAACACCGUUCUAAAAGAUCCGAAUCCAGAGAAGAACGUCACAGAAGACGGAAGGAGAAGAAAAGAGAGAAAAAGAAGAAACGACGUCGGAGAAGUUCCACUACUUCAGAUUAAACUUUAUUUUUGAAAACUAGUCAUAACUUUAAAAGUCAUAACUUUUUUAAAAGUCAUAACACUGGUUUAAUAUCAAAUGUCUUUUCAAAUAUUCUCUAUUUAUUUAUUCUUCGUAAUUAAACUGAGAUUAAGUACUGGGUAUAUCAUUAAUAAAAUUACGAUACUUUGCCGAAUAAAUCAGUUAUAAUUACAA
Molecule: messenger RNA, 1732 nt
Organism: Caenorhabditis elegans
Lineage: Eukaryota; Metazoa; Nematoda; Chromadorea; Rhabditida; Rhabditidae
Gene: C37C3.1
Product: DUF1768 domain-containing protein
Source: RefSeq, marked reviewed